ACCAUGGCUCCUACAAAGCAGACUGCCCGCAAAUCGACUGGUGGUAAAGACCCGAGGAAGCAACUUGCUACAAAAGCUGCUCGCGAGAGUGCACCCUCUACUGGAGGGGUGAAGAAACCUCAUCAUUACAGGCCUGGUACUGUGGCACUCCGUGAAAUUAGACGUUAUCAGAAGUCCACUGAACUUCUGAUUCGCAAACUUCCCUUCCAGCAUCUGGUGCGGGAAAUUGCUCAGGACUUCAAAACAGAUCUGUGCUUCCAGAGUGCAGCUAUUGGUGCUUUGCAGGAGGCAAGUGAGGCCUAUCUGGUUGGCCUUUUUGAAGACACCAACCUGUGUGCUAUCCAUGCCAAACGUGUAACAAUUAUGCCAAAAGACAUCCAGCUAGCACGCCGCAUACGUGGAGAACGUGCUUAAG
This is a messenger RNA of Budorcas taxicolor (takin), 415 nucleotides long. RefSeq names its product histone H3.3A-like. Bases 4 to 414 code for a protein of 136 amino acids. Lineage: Eukaryota; Metazoa; Chordata; Mammalia; Artiodactyla; Bovidae. Gene Ontology annotation, cellular component: nucleosome. The record is from RefSeq and is a predicted model, not a curated record. Gene Ontology annotation, molecular function: DNA binding; structural constituent of chromatin; protein heterodimerization activity. The transcript has a single exon.